ACUGAAGAUGCUUAUGCAAAUCAGUUGUGCUUUCCGACGAGUAAAUCAAUAACUAAAAUCAAAAGUACUCUAACAAACCGCUACAAGGUGAUGUCACCUUUGGUGCCAAAGAUUACCAGUAGAGCAUGUAAAAUGGUUUUGGUGAUGUUUUAG
Molecule: messenger RNA, 153 nt
Organism: Rhizophagus irregularis DAOM 181602=DAOM 197198
Lineage: Eukaryota; Fungi; Glomeromycota; Glomeromycetes; Glomerales; Glomeraceae
Source: RefSeq, a predicted model, not a curated record